Messenger RNA from Photinus pyralis (common eastern firefly), 1482 nucleotides. Its product is annotated as zinc finger MYM-type protein 3-like. The record is from RefSeq and is a predicted model, not a curated record. The coding region runs from base 633 to 1427 and encodes 264 amino acids. Lineage: Eukaryota; Metazoa; Arthropoda; Insecta; Coleoptera; Lampyridae. The transcript is spliced from 7 exons.
UGAAGGCCGUCUGGCAUACCUUCAAGGUAUAGCCAUUGAAUAAAUAAUUUUACUUCUUCAGUGGUAUAGCCUACCUAUUUCAAAAGAUUCCAGAACUCUAGGACAAUUUGCCUAAAAGUGGGUCAUCUCUAUUACCUAUUCUGUAGCAAAACUAGUUUGAAAUAAUAGGCAGGUAGGUACCCAAUCUGCAGUGUACCUGUAAGUUUUGAGUACCUACCUAUCACAAGUGCUCAUUGAUUCUUGUACCUGCCUAAUAUCCAUCAUAUACCCAGUCAUGAUUUGCUCUGUACCCAAGGACGUAUCUGGAAAUGCACGAACACCAUUGUAAAUGUAUGCGGCAAAAUAAAUAUUAACAUUUAAGACCCAAACACACAUUCCAACAUGGUCGAAGGGGAAUCAGGGAAAGAGGCGAUACUCGCCCAGAACAUCCCCUCCCGACAGGCAAGCGAGCGGUGAGUCGGAGAUCCCACACGUCGGAAAAUGGUAAUCGGAAACGAGGAUGCGCCUCCGAUAGCAUCCAGAUCCUUCGUGCGAGAAGAGGAGUCCCGCGCGUCCAGGGACAUGAUUUUGGUCAUUUGCGUGCAGCUAAAUUACUAGAGCGGUUUAUUGAAAGCGUUACAGAACAGCCCCCAAUGCACAGUCUUGAGGGGUUCAGCCCAAUGGAGCUGAAUACACAUCUUACUAGAUUUAUGGAAUCGGAAAAAGACAAAUAUCGUGCAGAUAUUUUGAUGUAUAUAUGUUUAGAAAUACAGCGAUAUUUAGGUACGUGUGGGCAUGUGUCAAAUAUCUUUAUCCAUUCCCAAUAUACGGAGGCUAGAAGAAAAUUAAAUGAGUGUGCUCUGUCGUCUUUGAAUUGUGAUAACAACUAUAUUCGUACUAGUUGCGUUUCCGAAAAUUAUUUGUGGGAAUCCGGUCACUUAAACAUACAGUCACCUUAUGCCUUGUUAUGGACGGUCGUGUAUUAUAUAUUGAAAAAUUUUAAAUUGCCAACCGUUGAAGAGCACACUUUACUGGAGUUACGAAAUUUGUCCAAAAAUCUAAUAUACAGCUCUAUUCCUGGUGUAGAGCUACUACACGCAUAUUAUUACUUUGAACCAAACGGCUUAGGAGACUACAAUUGCAUACAUGAACUGGCUCCGAAUAGGUCAAAUAUCUCACGAUGCCCCUUCAAAAUUAUGGAGUUUUAUUUGUCGAAAAGUCCCCCAUCUACGAGGAGAAGUUCAUUCUUUUACCUAAAGCCGGUCGCCAAUUACCAGGACAGUGAAUAUUGGUUUGAACCUGAGCCCCUUCCUACUCAAGGUUUAAGCCAAAUUAUUAACAGAUUCAAGAUGGUGUACGAAAUUAUGGAUAUUUUUAUGACAGAUGGUGUUGCUCGUUUUGUUCCUUGGGAGAUUCCCAUGCCAUUUGUUAAUUCAUUGGUUCGUUAAUUUGCCAAGUCAAUAAAAAUGUUAUUACUUAGUUAUUACUUGCAAGUCAUUUGUA